AUGGCUGCGGAAAAGCAAGGAUCAUUGGCACCAGUGAUCUGUGUCAGUCAUGGUGGUGGCCCUAUGCCAAUUCUUGGUGAUCCUGAGCACCGCAAUAUAGUUAAUUCCUGGAAGACUCGAGUUCCAAAAAUCCUGCGUCUUGGCACCCCUGCAGCACCGAAGGCCAUCGUCCUUGUUACGGCGCACUGGGUUACGAAACACCCGACAAUCUCUGCUGGCUCAAAGCACGAGCUAUAUUACGACUACUACAACUUUCCCAAAGAGGCUUACUCGCUCAAAUACAACGCUUCGGGGUCACCGUCCGUAGCCAAGGAAGUUUACAGCCACCUUCAGAAAGCCGGCUUUUCUCCGCAGCUCGACGAGUCGAGAGGAUGGGAUCACGGUGUAUUCAUUCCCAUGAAAUCAAUCAUCCCAGACGAGUCAAUACCGAUUGUUCAGAUGUCUGUUCUCCAGAGCGAGGACCCGGCUGAACAUUUCAAAAUGGGACAAGCGCUUGCAGCUCUGCGCAAAGAAAAUAUUGCUAUUUUCGGUUCUGGGUUCCCAACUUUCCACAAUCUUCGACUUUUAUUUGGUGGAGCAGCUGAAGCUCUAGGGUUUUCAUCUAUCGUUAGUGAGUGGUCCAGCGUGCUUAAUGAAGCUAUCUUGACCAAAGACCCCGACGAGCGGUUGGCCAAGCUAAAACACUGGAGAGAGUUCCCCCAUGCAUAUAACAUGCACCCCCGAGGUGGAGCUGAACAUUUUUUGCCAUUGAUAGUAACGGCAGGCGCUGCGGGCUCUGCUGAGGGUGGUCUCUAUGGUGACGACUACAAAGGAAUGGAGAUGUUCUCUUAUUACUGGGACGAACUCAUGACUCUUCAGUUCGUGGACUAUUCAACUAGUGCAUGCUAG
Messenger RNA from Talaromyces atroroseus, 888 nucleotides. RefSeq lists its product as hypothetical. Gene Ontology annotation, molecular function: oxidoreductase activity, acting on single donors with incorporation of molecular oxygen; zinc ion binding; ferrous iron binding. The coding region runs from base 1 to 888 and encodes 295 amino acids. The transcript has 4 exons. The record is from RefSeq and is a predicted model, not a curated record. NCBI's taxonomy places the organism in Eukaryota, Fungi, Ascomycota, Eurotiomycetes, Eurotiales, Trichocomaceae.